Molecule: messenger RNA, 798 nt
Organism: Leptosia nina
Lineage: Eukaryota; Metazoa; Arthropoda; Insecta; Lepidoptera; Pieridae
Source: the annotation of a GenBank genome assembly
AUGUCAAGCCAGAAUCUGGUGACUGUAACUCCGGAUAAGGAUAAUGAUGAAAUUGCGAUUGUGACAAUGCAGAGACCCCCCGUAAACAGCUUAAAUCUGGAAUUGUUGCAAGCACUGAGCAAAACCCUUGAUGAACUUUCAACCAGUGACUUUAGAGCUAUGGUUUUGACAUCUGCCUCACCUACAGUGUUUUCAGCUGGGCUAGACAUAAUGGAAAUGUACAAGCCAGACUUGAAGCGAGCAGAACAGUUUUGGUCUACACUUCAAGAUGUUUGGUUAAAACUAUUUGAGUCUAACCUUAUUACCGCUGCUGCUAUUAAUGGUCAUGCACCAGCUGGUGGCUGCCUUUUGGCAAUGUCGUGUGAAUACAGAGCGAUGGUCAGUGGAAAAUAUAGCAUUGGUUUAAAUGAGACUGCUUUAGGAAUCGUCGCACCAAGAUGGUUUAUGGACUGUAUGCUUAACACUAUUUCUCAGAGGGAGGCUGAAAUCGCCCUGACCACAGGAAAACUAUUUUCUGUAGAAGAAGCCUUAAAGGUUGGGCUUAUAGACGAAACGGCCAAAGAUAAAGAAGACGCGAUAAACAAGUGUUUAGGGUUCAUAGAGAAAUUCGAGAGCAUUCCCCCCCUACCGAGAUCGAUGACUAAGCAAAAAUUCAGAGCUAACGGUGUCCAGUGGCUGAAGGCGAACAAACAAGCGGACAUAGAUGAAUUCGUACACUUCCUCAAAUUCCCUCAAGUACAACAGUCUCUGGAAAUGUACAUACAUAUGUUGAAAUCGAAACAGAACAAAUCAGAAUAA